Molecule: messenger RNA, 417 nt
Organism: Miscanthus lutarioriparius
Lineage: Eukaryota; Viridiplantae; Streptophyta; Magnoliopsida; Poales; Poaceae
Source: the annotation of a GenBank genome assembly
AUGGGUCUGCAGGAGGAAUUUGAGGAGUAUGCUGAGAAGGCAAAGACCUUGCCUGAGAACACAAGCAAUGAGAACAAGCUGAUCCUCUACGGACUCUACAAGCAAGCCACUGUUGGAAAUGUGAAUACUGAUCGGCCUGGCAUAUUCUACCAGAAGGACAGGGCCAAGUGGGAUGCAUGGAAGGCUGUUGAAGGUUCAUAUACUUAUCUGAUCGUUGUAUUUUGGGCAGCUUAUAUAUUUUUGUUGUUUACCACAAUACUAGUGUUCUACAUGGAUACAUCUAUUCUAGUAGUAUCACAAGAUAUUAUAGUAGUUGCUAAAACUUUUGAGAUCUUGGCAGGCAAAUCGAAAGAAGAAGCAAUGAGUGACUACAUCACCAAGGUGAAGCAGCUCCAGGAGGAGGCUGCCACUUCUUAA